Molecule: messenger RNA, 7845 nt
Organism: Cornus florida
Lineage: Eukaryota; Viridiplantae; Streptophyta; Magnoliopsida; Cornales; Cornaceae
Product: mediator of RNA polymerase II transcription subunit 12
Exons: 14
Coding region: 550-7296 (2248 amino acids)
Biological process (GO): regulation of transcription by RNA polymerase II
Cellular component (GO): mediator complex
Molecular function (GO): transcription coregulator activity
Source: RefSeq, a predicted model, not a curated record
UUCUAGCACCGGAAGGAAUACAAUACAGGCAUCAUCGUCAUCAUCAGCAAAAGCUGAAGAGUCAAAGCCCCCGAGAGCCCUCGCCCCCUUCUUUCUCUCUCUAACAUCUAUUUCUCUCUCUAUAUCUAUAUCCAUGUAUGUAUACGAUUCGGUAAGUUAAAUCCCUAAUUCCUCCCAGGUACGACAUUUUUAUUCAAAUCUCACCCUCUUUCCAAUUUUCGUCAAAUUUCGCACCUUUUUUUAUAAUUUUCCCCAAAACCCUAGUUUUUCUUUCUGCUCGAAUAACCUCAUCUUGAACCCCUCUGAACUCGCGUACUCUAACGGAACGCAGAAUUAGAACUCAUUGUUUCAACCGAUUCAAUUUUGGUUAGGUUUUUUUGAUAUCAAAGGUCGGUAUAAGAUGAUUAGGAGCUACAACACCCCCAUCUCAUGGUAACGAGAUAAGAUACUAGCGGCAUUGACAAAUGAAUCCUAUAUUUGAGUUUGACUUGUAUAGCAUCUUGUAGCAGUUCGAUGUUGGAGGCAGUAUGCAGGUGAUAAUUUGGAGAAAUGCAAAGGUAUCAUUCUACAAGCUGCACUAGUGCAGUUAAUAACAGUGCAAUUGGUGGUGCGUCAGCUAGGGAUACAUCACGAGCUGAUUCGUCUUCACUGCCAUCUAACUUCUCCCUCAAUCAACGGAGGGCAUCACAGCUGACUCCUUAUAAGUUGAGGUGUGAAAAAGAACCUUUGAAUUCCAGACUUGGGCCACCUGACUUUCACCCACAGAGUCCAAAUUGCCCUGAAGAGACUCUUACCAGGGAAUAUGUGCAAUCUGGAUACAGGGAAACUGUUGAGGGACUUGAGGAAACUAGGGAGAUCUCGCUAUCCCAGGUUCAAAUUUUUACCAAGCCUGUUAUCGGAAAGUGCAAAGAGGCAAUCAGGAAACGUCACCGGGCCAUCAAUGAAUCUCGUGCUCAAAAGCGCAAGGCAGGUCAAGUUUAUGGAGUGCCGCUAUCUGGUCCACUAUUAACAAAGCCUGGAGUCUUUCCUGAGCAAAGGCCAUGUGGGGAAGACUUUCGGAGGAAAUGGAUUGAGGGUUUAUCCCAACCUCAUAAACGGUUACGUUAUUUGGCGGAUCACGUUCCUCAUGGCUACAGGAGGAAAUCCCUUUUUGAAGUUCUUAUCAGGAAUAAUGUUCCGUUACUAAGGGCAACUUGGUUUAUCAAAGUAACUUAUCUCAAUCAGGUUCGGCCUGGCUCCACUAAUUUAUCUUCAGGGGCACCAGACAAAACUCACUUUUCCCGCUCAGAGCAGUGGACAAAAGAUGUUAUUGAUUACUUGCAGUACCUCCUGGAUGAAUUUGUAUCAAAAACUACUCCUCAUUCUAAUGUACAUAUCAGGGAUCGAUCACAGCAAAUGGUUUAUGCUGGGUCGAUACAGCACAAGAGCGAUACAGCAUCAGCACUCCUUGAUAAUGAGGAGCCUUCUCUUCAUUUUAAAUGGUUGUAUGUGGUGCGGAUUUUACAAUGGCACCAUGCAGAGGGGCUGAUGCUUCCUUCUGUCAUUAUCGAUUGGGUUCUCAGUCAACUACAGGAAAAAGGAUCAAUUGGGACUUUGCAGUUGCUGUUGCCUAUUAUAUAUUGCGUCAUAGAAGCUGUGGUCUUGUCUCAGACCUAUGUGCGCGCUAUUGUGGCAAUAGCUGUUCGCUUCAUCCAGGAACCCUCUCCAGGUGGUUCUGAUCUUGUAGAUAAUUCCCGGAGAGCAUACACUACCUCAGCUCUUGUUGAGAUGCUUCGGUAUUUGAUAUUGGCUGUGCCUGAUACUUUUGUUGCGUUGGAUUGUUUUCCUCUGCCACCCUGUGUGGUAUCUCACGUGGUAAAUGAUGGAAGUUUUAUAUCUAAAGCAGACGAGGAUGCUGUAAAAAUGAAAAACGGUUUGGUGGAAGUUGGUACUUUGUUUAGAGAUAAAGGGCUUGAAGCUCAAUAUCAGUCCUUGUCCAUUGGUCAUGCUGUUUCGUCAAUCCAGAAACGUGCGGAUAAUCUUGCGAUGGCUGCGAGACCUGGUAAUCCAGGUCGCAAUAUGGCUAAAGCUGUACAGGAGUUGGACAAGGCUCUUAUACAGGGUGAUGUGAGAAUGGCAUAUAGAUUUCUCUUUGAUGAUCUUUGUGAUUGUGUUGAUGAAGGUUGGACAGCUGAAGUCAACCCUUGCUUAAGAUCAUCAAUGAAGUGGAUCGGGACAGUGACCUUGUCAUUUGUUUGUUCUGUAUUUUUCCUCUGUGAGUGGGCGACGUGUGAUUUCAGGGAUUUUCGGACUGCCCUCCCUCACGGCCUAAAAUUCACUGGCAGAAAAGAUUUUUCUCAAAUAUACAUUGCGAUUCGGCUUUUAAAGCUGACUAAAAGAGACAUGCAAAGUUCACUCCCAUGCAAGAACAAGAGUGUUCGCAGUGUCAAUAACUUUAUAAAUGGUCCUGGUCAGAUGAAUAAUUACUUUGGCUGGACUUCUAUGGGAAAUGAUUAUGUGUUAAAAAAUAAUUUGAAGAGUGUGGAUGGAAAAAAUAAAGAUUUGUCAGAUCUGUUUCAAAGCCCAGGCCCUUUACACGAUAUAGUAGUGUGUUGGAUAGAUCAACAUGAAGCUCAAAAUGGAGAAGGUUUCAAACGUCUUCAACUACUUAUUACUGAACUCACACGAUCUGGCAUUUUUUACCCUCAGGCAUACGUGCGGCAGCUGAUUGUUGGUGGAAUCAUAGAUAGGAAUGGACCUCUGGCAGACCUUGACAGAUGGAAGCGACACUGUAAAAUCUUGAAGCAGUUGCCUGGGCCAUAUGUUCGCGAUGCUCUGGAAGAAGCACGAAUCACUGAAGUGGCAAUACUUUCAGAGGUAAUUCAUGUCUAUUCAAAUGAACGUCGUCUAGUGCUUCGAGGGUUUCAUGAUCAUCAGAAAAGACCAAACAGUGCUAAUAGUUCAUCAAAGGAACAAAAGCAUCAUCCAACCUCCAUAUGGGAAGGUGCUUCCUCUGCGUCUGUUGACCAGUGGAAAACUCUUCCGUCAGCAUCCGCUUCAUUGUCUGGUAAAACUAUCUACAGAGGUGCUGACCUCGAAGAGCUAAAGGCUGCUAUUUCAGAAUUAUUGCAGCUCCCAAGCUCUUUUUCUACGCCAUCUGAUUCUGGACUUGAUGAGUCUCAAGGGAGUAUGAAGAGGCCUGUUAUGUCAACUAGCAACAAGACAGAUCUGGGAGAAGGAUCACCUGGGUGUGAAGAAUGUAAUAGGGUGAAGAGACAAAAAUUAAGUGAGGAGAAGAGCUCAUACCUUCAAGGAUAUUCACCUAAUCUAUCAGAUGAUGAAGAAAGCUGGUGGGUGAGGAAGGGGCCUAAAUCCUCAGAGUCUUUUAAAGCUGAUCCACCUCUUAAGCCAUCCAAGCAGGUCUCUAGGGGGAGGCAAAAGAUUGUGCGUAAAACUCAAAGUCUUGCUCAGUUAGCGGCUGCUAGGAUUGAAGGUAGCCAGGGAGCAUCAACUAGCCAUGUCUGUGAUAGUAGGAUAAGCUGCCCUCACCACAGAACAGGUUUUGAAGGGGAAGCUAAAACAGUGGAUGGUAUCAGGACAAACCACUGUGGAGAUAUUGUUUCGAUUGGGAGAAUUUUAAAGAAGCUCCGGUUUGUAGAAAAGAGGGUCAUCACAGUCUGGUUGAUAUCUGUAGUCAGGCAACUGGUUGAAGAAAAUGAAAAGACUGCUACCAAGGUCGGCCAGUAUAGUAGGCCUUUUCCUGCUGUCUCUGACAAGAGCUCUGUACGGUGGAAGCUUGGUGAAGAUGAGUUAUCUGCUUUACUGUAUUUGAUGGAUGUUUCUGAUGAUUUAGUUACAGCUGUCAGAUUUCUCCUUUGGUUGUUGCCUAAGAUUUUAAGUAGCCCCAAUUCUACAGUCAAUAGUGGGAGGACCAUGCUUAUGCUGCAAAGAAAUGUGGGAAGCCAAGUGUGCGAAGUCGGGGAGUCAUUUCUUUUGUCGUCUAUUCGGAGGUAUGAAAAUAUUCUUGUUGCGGCUGAUCUUAUUCCCGAAACCUUGUCAGCCGCAAUGCAACGUGCUGCCACCAUAAUGGCCUCUAAUGGGAGAGUUUCAGGUUCAGCAGCUUUUGUGUAUGCUCGGUAUCUGUUGAAAAAUUUUAGCAAUGUGGCUAGUGUUGUUGAUUGGGAGAAGAACUUCAAGACAACAUGUGAUAAAAGGCUUUUUUCUGAACUUGAAUCUAGAAGAUCACUGGACGGAGAGUUUGGGGUUCCACUAGGAGUUCCAGCAGGAGUUGAAGAUCUUGAUGAUUUUUUACGUCAAAAGAUAAGCGGUGCCCGAGUAUCUAGAGUGGGUUUGAACAUGAGAGAUUUAGUGCAAAGACAUGUUGAAGAAGCUUUUCAAAUUUUUUCUGGAAAGGAGAGAAAGCUUUUUGUGCCUGGUACAGUAAAAGGUCCUGCAUUGGAGAAAUGGGAUGAUGGGUAUCAAAUAGCUCAACAAAUAAUUAUGGGACUAAUGGACUGCAUUAGGCAAACAGGCGGUGCUGCCCAAGAAGGGGACCCCUCUUUGGUGUCCUCGGCUGUUUCUGCAAUUGUUAACAGCGUUGGGUUGUUUAUAGCAAAACCGUCCAGCACUGUCCCAUUGGAUUAUGCUCGGCGCAUUUUACGCAUUCAUAUAACUUGCCUAUGCCUACUUAAAGAAGCACUUGGAGAGCGUCAAAGCCGUGUCUUUGAGAUAGCUCUUGCCACGGAAGCUUCUUCUGCCCUUGCUCAAAUUGUUGCUCCUGUAAAGGCCCCUCGUACUCAGUUUCAACUGUCACCUGAAACCCAUGAUUCCAAUGCUAAGACUACAGCCGCUGUUUCUGCUCUUGUUGUUGGGGCUGUUCUUCAUGGAGUUGCUAGCCUGGAGAGAAUGGUAACUGUUUUCAGAUUAAAGGAAGGGAUAGAUGUAAUUCAGUUUAUGAGGAGUUCAAGAUCCAAUUCAAAUGGGAAUGCACGAUCAGUUGGGGGUUUUAAGGUAGAUAACUUGGUUGAGGUUUCUGUUAUAUGGUUUAGGGUGCUUGUUGGGAACUGCAGAACUAUUUCUGAUGGAUUUAUUGUGGAGCUUCUGGGAGAAGCUUCUAUAGUAGCAUUAUCAAGAAUGCAGCGAACGCUCCCUCUCUGCUUGGUCCUUCCACCUGCCUAUUCCAUAUUUGCAUUUGUCAUAUGGAGACGAUUCAUUCUCAACACUAACACUGUAACUCGUGAAGAUAUCAACCAACUGUAUCAGUCCUUAACAUUGGCCAUAGGUGAUGCCAUAAAGCACCUGCCUUUUCGUGAUGUGUGUUUGAGAGACACUCGUGGUUUUUAUGAUAUUGUAGUUGCAGAUGCCAAUGACUCUGAGUUUGCUACCAUGCUAGAAUUGAGUGCUCCAGACAUGCAUUUGAAAGCCAUGGCCUUUGUUCCCCUCCGUGCAAGGCUUUUUCUAAAUGCCAUCAUUGAUUGUAAAAUGCCACUCUCACUGUUUGCACAGGAUGAUGGGAAUCGGGUCUCUGGGCAGGGCGAGUCAAUGGUUCGUUAUGCAGACAAUGAGACAAAGCUUCUGGAUAAGCUUGUACAUGUUCUAGAUACCCUGCAACCUGCAAAAUUUCAUUGGCAAUGGAUCGAGCUCAGGCUUCUCCUAAACGAGCAAGCCCUCAUCGAAAAAUUAGAGGCCCAUGAUACCUCCUUAGCAGAUGCUGUAUGCUCUCUCUCCCCAAAUCUUGAUAAAGCCGCUGCUUCUGAGAACGAGAACAACUUUAUUGAAAUCAUUCUCACAAGAUUACUGGUCAGACCUGAUGCUGCUCCCCUCUUUGCAGAGGUCGUGCAUCUUUUUGGGAGGCCACUUGAGGAUUCAAUGUUGUUGCAAGCUAAAUGGUUCCUCGGAGGCCAGGAUGUUCUUUUUGGUCGGAAAUCCAUCAGGCAACGGCUUAUUAACAUUGCUGAGAGUAAGGGCCUGUCAACUAAGGCCCAGUUUCGGAAACCAUGGGGCUGGUGUUGUUCUAAUUUUGAUCUUUUGACAAACAAAGUGGACAAGUGCAAGUUUGAGGCCACCUCUCUUGAAGAAGGAGAAGUAGUUGAAGAUGGUACUGACAUAAAAAAUCAUGGAAGGGGAUCCACCCAAGUGCUGGAUGUCGAAGGCUUCAAUGUCAGUCAGCAGCAUGUAACUGAGAGGGCUCUUAUUGAAUUAGUUCUCCCUUGCAUAGAUCAAAGCUCGGAUGACUCUCGUAAUACCUUUGCAAGUGAUUUGAUCAAGCAGAUGAAUAAUAUUGAGCAGCAAAUGAAUGCAGUUACUCGUGGUGCAAGUAAGCAGGCUGGAGCAGUUACUUCUGGUAUUGAAGGUACUGGAAAUAAAGGCAAUAACCGUAAAGGUAUUAGAGGUGGCAGUCCUGGAUUAGCUAGACGACCAACAGGUGUGGUUGAUAUUGUUCCAGCUUCCCCUGCAGCAUUGCGAGCUUCCAUGUCAUUGCGAUUGCAGUUUCUUAUGAGAUUGCUUCCCGUCAUCUGUGCAGAUAGGGAACCAUCAAGCCGUAACAUGAGGCACUUAUUUGCCUCUGUAAUUCUCCGUCUCCUUGGAAGUAGGGUAGUGCAUGAGGAUGCAGACCAGUCCUUUUGUCUGACGAUGAGUUCUUUGUUAAAGAGGGAGGUGGAGUCAUCAACCGAAGCUUCUGCUGCUGCUUUGGUAGAUUUAUCUGGUGAAAGUCUCUUUGAUCGCUUACUGCUGGUGCUGCACGGGUUGCUGAGCUGCUACCGGCCAAGUUGGCUGAAGUCAAAGCCUAGCUCCAAGUUGACCACUGAAUGUACGAAGGACUUUCCUAUGUUUGAUCGUGAGGUAGCAGAGAGUUUGCAGAAUGAAUUGGAUCACAUGCAAUUGCCGGACGCUAUCCGGUGGCGUAUCCAAUCUGCAAUGCCAAUUCUUUUCCCUUCUGUCCGGUGGUCCAUCUCUUGCCAGCCGCCAUCUGUCUCACCUGCUGCCCUUGCUUCCCUUCAAUCAAGUAUCUCAAUUUCCGGAUUGAACCCGGGAAAUUCAAACCCAUCCCAGAGAAAUCCAGCUUCUUUGGUGCGAAAUGCCAAUAGUGUUGCAGGGAAGACGAAGACAUUGCCAAAACAUCAGGAUCUUGAUAUGGAGAUUGACCCAUGGACUCUCUUGGAGGAUGGAGCAGGAUCAGUUCCUUCAUCAAGUAACACUGCUGUGAUUAGCGGCGGUGACCAUGCUAAUCUAAGGGCAUCCAGUUGGCUUAAGGGGUGUGUAAGGGUGAGACGGACAGAUCUGGUAUACAUUGGAGCUGUGGAUGACGACAGCUGAUUAAAUUGAAUUUAUUCUUGGUUUGGUCCAGAAUCCUCCCCCUCCCCGCAUGCGUCGGUGGUGCUUGGCAAAAGGGAGCCUGCUGUCAAGGAGAGAAGAAAAGGGGGAGGUGGGAAACAUUCUUUGGGGGGAGGGCUGAGGUGGUUGCAAAAGAACGAUGAAGAUGGUCUCCAUCAGCCCAACCAUACAGGUCUCGGAGCCUUUUUGACUACUAACCUUCAUAUCACUCCUGUGUUUCUGGACCGUGCGCUUAGAAGGCGAGGUUAGGAGGGGUUUGUUGUACAUAUAGAGAUAAAUUGUUUUGCUUUUUUUGAACUGACUAAAAAUAUCAGUAUCUCAAGAUUGAUCUGUAGCUGUUGUUUCAUGCCCUCUCAUCAAUAUCUUGUUACAUUUUAAUAUCUCACCAGUUCAGGUGAAUUAAAGUAUCUCAAGAAUGAUCUGUAGCUGUUUAAUACUACUACUCAUCAACAUCUUGUUUAAUCUUAUUAUCUUCCAAAUUGAGAUGAGUAAAAUUUCUAAAGAAUGAUCUUGUAGCUGUUUGUUCAUCAA